AUGGCCUGCAUGAAGGGCAUUUCUAUGGCUUUCAGGGCCUCUCAGAUGGUCCCAGCUGCAUCUCAUGCGGCUAGGCUGUUCCAUGGUUCAAGUGCACGAUGGGCUGUCACUAACUUCCAGAUGCCUGCCAUGUCUCCGACAAUGACUGAAGGUGGCAUCGCGUCUUGGAAGAAAAAGGAGGGGGAAUCUUUUGUUCAAGGUGACGUUCUGCUGGAAAUUGAGACAGAUAAAGCCACUAUAGAUGUCGAAGCACAGGAAGACGGUAUAAUGGGCAAAAUCUUGGCACCAGAUGGUACCAAGGGUGUGCCUGUUGGAAAAAUCAUUGCUCUUCUUGCGGAGGAAGGAGACGAUAUUUCGAAUCUUGAAUUGCCCAAAGAAGAGACAACACCAGCGCCAAAGGAAACGGGAAAUUCGGCAUCCAGUUCACCUCCGGCCUCGGAACCCGUGUUUACACCCUCAGAACCAAUCCACGCAACUGGAGCUCACUCAUAUGCCCUUCCCGAACACGCUCGUCCAUUGUUCCCAUCUGUUCACCGUCUUUUACUUGAACAUAAAGUUACCAAAGUGGAAGACAUUAAGGGCACUGGAGUGAGAGGUAUGCUCACCAAGGGGGAUGUGUUGACAUUCCUAGGCAAGGCUUCAGGCCCACUUGGAACCUUUAAACCAAGCAUCUCACCCAUUGAAGAGGCCAACCAGGCUAGAUCAAAGGCUCCAAGUCAGGCAGCAGCGGCAGCACCGGUUCCUCUCGAUGGUCCUUCUAUCCGACGACUCAUCGUCUCCUCUAUGCUACAAGCAUCCAUCAAAGCGAGGAACCCCGUUCCUUCUGCUAUCAAGGACGCGGACUUCGAUUCUGUUCUCGCAGAUUAUUUACCCCCCGUCUCCAAGUCGACAUUACAGACACCUGUUACCCCACCUGCACCAUCCAAGACUACCAACUACCUGGACGUGACAAUCACGGAGACAGGACUCACGAUUACUGUGGAAGAGGCUCGAACGGCAUUCAUCUUCUCAGAUGUUUUCGACGAAUAUACAUUCCACCCCGAACCUCCACCUCGACAUCGACUGUCUAACUCCAAGGGAAAGCGAACAGAAAGGUCCAAGCGUGAUACAAAGCAAGAAGUGGGACCUUCACAUCUUGGCCAAGUUGGUAUGUUGGACUCCGAGACUGAAUCCGAGUCGGACGAAGAUUGCAACAAACCUCAUGACCAACAAGAAUAUCAGCAAGAAGACGAGGAAGAACAAGACAUGGAGAAUGCAGCAUUUGAAAUUCCUUUGACUACGCUGAUAGAGUGCUUAAAUAUCUUUGGAACGGCGGGCCCGGCUACAGGGAAUAUAAAUACGUCGUCAGGGGCAAUAGAUGACGGGGAAAGAGGGUCCGGGGGAGGCAGAGGAGGCAGAGGCAGAGGCGGGAACAGAGUUGGUCAAGGCAGGGGAUGGCCAAACCCUAACGAAGACAACUCAGAUGGCGAGAAUAGUGAUCAUAGAGAUCGUCAAGGAGCUAACCUACCUAUGAGGGGAUUGGAUGCAUAUUUUGGCAAUGGUGGAUCAAACUCGAAGAGGACUAGCAUGCGUCUCUCUUAUCCUGGUGGAGGAUAUCCUCUUACGUUGAUCAUUGCCGAAGACGCAGCCGGGCCUACCACCACAUGUGAAAUCACUACUUUCGACCCAGAACCUCAACUCGAACUCGAAUUCGAUACCUCGAAAACAGUUCUUAGGAUCAUCCUAAAAUCCUCGUGGUUGCGCGAUGCCCUAUCUGAAUUGGAUCCUUCAUGCGAGAAACUGGCCUUUAUAGGAAACCCGCCUAUCUCUGCGAAUCAACAACAGUUACCAUUAGCUAGCGAUGCGAAUGCGCGACAGAAGCAAAAGCAAAGAUCUCCUGUUAUGAAGCCCAUGCUGCGUAUUCAAGCAACCGGCACAUUUGGAAGCACUGAGAUGGAUUAUCCGAAUGACCGGGAAGUACUCGAGACAUUCGAAUGUACAAGAAACGUAUCUUUCAGCUAUCGUUUUGGACAUAUUUCCCGCACUAUCAAAGCUCUUUCAAGUUCAACCAAAACGUCUUUGAGGAUAGAUGAAGAUGGACUUCUGAGCCUCCAAUUUCUGAUGCCUUCCCCAAAGCCUAGAAUAGCGGCAGGGCGCAGCGAUGCCUUCAUUGAAUUUAGGUGCUUGGCUUUGGAUGAUGAAAUAUAG
Messenger RNA from Psilocybe cubensis, 2187 nucleotides. RefSeq lists its product as uncharacterized. The coding region runs from base 1 to 2187 and encodes 728 amino acids. The record is from RefSeq and is a predicted model, not a curated record. Gene Ontology annotation, cellular component: checkpoint clamp complex. NCBI's taxonomy places the organism in Eukaryota, Fungi, Basidiomycota, Agaricomycetes, Agaricales, Agrocybaceae. Gene Ontology annotation, molecular function: acyltransferase activity. The transcript has 14 exons. Gene Ontology annotation, biological process: DNA damage checkpoint signaling; DNA repair.